AUGGAACAGAAACCAUUCAGCAAAUCAAAUACCAAAAACGACCAUAAUAUAGACAUCAACCCAUUGAUAAGACUUCCGACCCUAACACCAAACGCAACAGAACACUUGAAAAUAGGUGAACAUGGGGCAAUAAGCUCAGAUUUACUAGUGUGCAAUGAAUUGGUAUAUAACGAAGUCUUAUUAAAACACGGUAAGACUAAAGUUAAUGCAGCAGACAUGAGUGUUACUUUAGGCUUAUGUGUUGGUUUGGUAAAUUUUUUCAACAGCGGUGUUGGUGGCGGUGGGUUUGCAAUUCAUACUUCAAGGCACCCGGAAAGAGAAGAGGAUACGGGUACAUAUUUUGAUUUUAGAGAGACGUGCCCGUUAAGUUGGGAUAAUGAAAAGUACAACUUAAGUACUCUGGGUGGAUUAAGCAUCGGCUUACCUGGUGAACUAAAGGGUUACUAUGAAAUUUAUACCACUUUGGGGAGUGGUCAUGUUUCUUGGAAAGAUUUAUUGAUGCCGGUAGUAAAGCUAGCAUAUGAAGGUUGGGAAGUUUCUGAGGUUUUGGAGGCUGCACUCCAAGUAUAUAAAAUACCCUUUGAGGAAAACUUUGAUGACUGGUCAUUUGUUUUCAGUGAUGUGUCCCAAAAAACUUUAAAGAAAGCAGGUGAACAUAUAACGAGACCUAAUUUUGGAAAAAUGUUGGAAGUUUUAGCUAAAAAUGGGAGUUGUGCACCCUUUUAUGAUCCAGAUCAUUGGAUAAAUAAGUCUAUGUUAAAGAAAAUUAAAGAAAAAGGCGGAAUUAUAAAUCAAGCUGAUUUUGCAAAUUACCACGUGAGAAUUGGCAAACCAUUGACAACUAAAAUACACAUAGAUGAGUAUUGGCCAUUAACCGUUUAUACGACGGGUGGCGUAACCUCUGGUGCUGCGUUACUUUCAGCUUUAAACAUCAUGGAAAAAUUUCCGAAAAGAAAGGGGGGUGAUUAUACUUCGGAGAGUGCCUAUGAACUAGUGGAAGCUAUGAAAUGGAUGGCAAGCGCGAGAAGCAGGUUAGGUGAUUAUAACGAAGAAAAGGAAUUGGAAUUAAGGAUGCAAGAGAUUUUAAGUGACGAAUGGGCAAUUAAUUCUUCAGCAUUAAUUAAAAAUGCGAAUUUGAAAACUCAAAAAGAUUGGAGAGACUAUAAACCACAAUACCAAUUAACCGAGCCACAUGGCACCACUCAUUUUUCGAUAAUUGACUACAAUUCCAAUGCCAUUUCUUUGACUUCAACAAUAAAUUUAUUAUUCGGUUCUUUGGUGCAUGACCCAGUGACUGGCGUUAUUUUCAACAACGAAAUGGAUGAUUUUUCGAAUCCUAAAGACGAUGACCAUAGCAAUAGUUUUGGUUUGAAACCAUCAAUUUAUAAUUAUCCAAUGCCAGGCAAAAGACCGGUAUCUUCUGCUUCUCCAGUUAUCGUUCUAGACGAAUUAAAUUACCCAGACUUAGUUAUAGGAGCAAGUGGCGGUAGCAGAAUCACCACAAGUGUGUUGCAAUCACUAAUAAGAAUUUAUUGGUAUCAUAUGCCACUUUUAGAAACUAUUUCUUAUCCUAGAUUUCACCAUCAGUUAUUGCCUAAUACCUUAGAGGUGGAAAAUGGGUCAAUGAUUGGAACUCGUACUAUAAAGGAAUUGAAGGAAAUGGGACAUGAUAUUCAAGAAGUGCCACCUAAAAGCGUUUUAAAUGGUAUUAAACGUGACAGAAAAUUUCUAAAUUAUCAUGCUGUUAGUGAUUGGUGGAGAAAAAGGGGUAUGUCUUUGGGUUAUUAG
Messenger RNA from Saccharomycodes ludwigii, 1788 nucleotides. It is a transcript of the gene ECM38, whose product is annotated as gamma-glutamyltransferase. Lineage: Eukaryota; Fungi; Ascomycota; Saccharomycetes; Saccharomycodales; Saccharomycodaceae. The record is from RefSeq and is a predicted model, not a curated record. The coding region runs from base 1 to 1788 and encodes 595 amino acids. The transcript has a single exon. Gene Ontology annotation, cellular component: fungal-type vacuole; plasma membrane. Gene Ontology annotation, biological process: glutathione catabolic process. Gene Ontology annotation, molecular function: glutathione gamma-glutamate hydrolase.